UUUUCGCAGUUAUGGACUCUGGUGAACUGCGGUAUACAUACAAUUCUCUCGUGGAAGAUACUAUCACAGCCUACUGUAAGCUGUGAUCACAUACCGUGAUACCGUGCUGUCAUACUAUAUAGAGAGUUACAUAUCUGUGAAAUUGUUGAAAAAUAUUUAUUGUUAGAAUUCAAAAACAGUUUGUAAUUCUAUAUAAGCUCCUCUAAUUUAAAUUUUCAACAAUAAACAGAAAUUUUAUUACUAUGGUAUAAUUCAUAAUGCAGAAUCAUUAAUAAUUCUCAAGCUCUCAAGAGGUUAAUUAAUGAAUGCAUUAAAAACGCAAUCGGAAAAAGGACGUAUAACAGAAAAAAAGCUUAACAUGUCUGUUUUACCAUUUAUUUCAUUCAAAGGUUGCAUUAAUUAUGUCAGUGAGUUUGAUACAUGUGCUAUGAUUUGUGAUAAUAUUAUCAAAGAAGUGGACAAUUAUGACAGUGAUAUAGUACCAGUAGGAUUUGAUUUAGAGUGGCCUUUUAGUUUUCAAACAGGAAGCGGAAAAACUGCUUUAAUACAAAUAUGUUUGAAUAAUAAUAUAUGUCAUCUAUUACAUGUAUAUUCAUUGAAAAAGCUACCUGCUGCAUUGGUCAUUCUUUUAAGUCAUCCAAAAGUAAAACUAGUUGGAGUUAAUGUAAAAAACGAUAUUUGGAAAUUAGGUAGAGAUUUUACUGAAUUUCCAGCAAGUAAAGUGGUGGAAAAUAAUUGUAUAGAUUGUGGUACAUUUGCAAAUAGAGUAUUAAAUAGAUCUUGUCGUUGGAGUUUAGAGAAAUUAACUGUACAUUUGCUGAACAAAAGUCUAGAUAAAAAUUCAAAAGUAAGAAAAAGUAAAUGGCAUAUACAUCCUCUAAACGAUAACCAAAAAAUGUAUGCCGCAACAGAUGCUUAUGUUUCAUGGCUUCUAUACAUUACCAUACAAGAAAAAGCAAAUUUAAAAGAGAUUUAAGAAAAUGUGAAUUGUAUAUAAUUUGGGUUAAUAAAUACUUAAUGAUAUACCAAA
Molecule: messenger RNA, 1030 nt
Organism: Osmia lignaria (orchard mason bee)
Lineage: Eukaryota; Metazoa; Arthropoda; Insecta; Hymenoptera; Megachilidae
Product: 3'-5' exonuclease-like
Biological process (GO): nucleobase-containing compound metabolic process
Molecular function (GO): 3'-5' exonuclease activity; nucleic acid binding
Source: RefSeq, a predicted model, not a curated record